This is a messenger RNA of Thamnophis elegans (Western terrestrial garter snake), 4210 nucleotides long. Its product is annotated as zinc finger and SCAN domain-containing protein 12-like. The transcript is spliced from 4 exons. Gene Ontology annotation, biological process: regulation of transcription by RNA polymerase II. The record is from RefSeq and is a predicted model, not a curated record. The coding region runs from base 79 to 1860 and encodes 593 amino acids. Lineage: Eukaryota; Metazoa; Chordata; Lepidosauria; Squamata; Natricidae. Gene Ontology annotation, molecular function: RNA polymerase II cis-regulatory region sequence-specific DNA binding; DNA-binding transcription factor activity, RNA polymerase II-specific.
CAAGCUCCGCCCCCCCCCCCCCCAACUCUCUGGAUUUUGAAUUUCUCAACUCGGGAGGUUCGGCUGGAUACCCCAAGCAUGAAAACCGAAAAGGAAGCUGCAGGCAGCCCCACUGCUGAAUCUGAGGGGAGCCUCCAGCUGGUUGUGACCGGGAUUGUGGGGGAGGAUUUGCCUGUAGCGAUGCCAUCCCAGAUUAAAAUGGAACCGGAAGAAGGACAGGUGACCACGUGGGAAGACCGAUGGCAGAAUUUCCUUAAAGAAGCAGAGUCCUCUUGCUCCAUGUGGGGAAACACCCCACCCAAGGGCGACUCGGAAAGCCACGGGAGAAGGAUCGUCACCAUCCCGCCCGGCUUCCAGCAGGACGAACAAACCAUUUCCGAGGAGGCCCACCGCCAGCACUUCAGGAGGUUCUGCUACCAGCCAUCCGAAGGUCCCCGCAUGGCUUGCAAGCGGCUGAAGAAGUUCUGCUGGGGGUGGCUGCAGCCAGAAAGACGUACCAAAGACCAGAUCCUGGAGCUGGUGAUCCUGGAGCAGUUCCUGGAGAUCCUGCCAAUGGAGAUCCAGAGAAGAAUUCGGGGAUACGGAGCGGAGACAUGUUCCGUGGCAGUUGCUCUGGCGGAGGAGUUCUUGCUGAGGCAGCAAGAGGCAGAGGAGGCAGAAGAGCAGGUCUCAAGUCCAGCUGAUGAACAGGCUGGAGAUUUCUGUGAUUCUGGAGAGCCUUCAAUGGGGACCCCAGAGAGACCUCCCUAUAAAGAGAUGAAACUGGAGGGAAAUGAAGACGCUUCCUUAUUAGAAAGUGACCAAGAGAUGUAUCAACCUAUCGAAGAAGAUCAGACAGACGCUUUCGACAGAUCGGAGAUAGAAGAUGUUGUCAUUGACUACCCCGAAGAAAACGAAACGCAGAACUCAAAAGAGAGCGAGCUGGACGGGGUCAACCUCUGGAGGUUCACUGUCCCGCCAAGACAGCACAAAGAUGGACCACGACACACCUGCCUCCUUUGUGGGAGAGCGUUCACCCGAAAAUCAAGCCUGAAUAGACACCUCAUUAUUCAUACUGGAGAGAAGCCCUACAAAUGUGCUCACUGUGGGAAAAGCUUCAACCGGAAGACCAACCUGCUCUCCCACGAGAUGGUUCACGCCAGAGACAAGUCGUAUCAGUGUUCUGACUGUGGGAAAAACUUCAAACCGAAGUGGGGUGUCAACGCCUACCAGAUCGACCACACGGGGGAGAAGGUUUACAAGUGCAUUUCUUGUAAGAAGAGCUUCCGGCAGAGAUUGGAACUGGGGAGGUUGUUGAACGGGCAGAAGAAGGAGUCCACCGCGGGACAGUUGAAAGGGGAGUGGAAAGAUGGAGUCUUUGGCCCUCUAGAAGAGCGCGAGAAAGAGCCGGAAGGUGAGAUCGCCGAAGAAAAAAACGUAGCCGUGAUCAGCCCGUACGACGACCUCGAUAAAAUGAACAGCUCACCGAUGCUGUAUAAGGGAAGGCAGGGGAGCCCCUGCCCGAUUUGCGGGAAAGUCUUUGCCACGCAAUCGAGUGUGAACCGACACAAAAGGAUCCACACGGGAGAGAAGCCGUAUCAGUGCUCUGACUGCGGGAGAAGCUUCAACCAGAAGACGACCCUUCUAACCCACAUUGUGAUCCACACCGAGCAGAAGCCGUAUCAGUGCUCGGAGUGCGGGAAGCACUUCCGGCAUUCCUCGGGCCUGUUGGUGCACCAGAGGAUGCACACGGGAGAGAAACCCUACAAGUGCGCCAUCUGCCGGAAGAACUUCACCCAGCGGGCACACGUGGUCAAGCACUUUGUGAGAAAGCAUGCGCGAGAGAAGCCGUCGGCUUACCUUUCUCAGUCCCCCCAGUAGUGGCGGCAGCUGUAACAGGAUGCCACUCUUUCGCUUUGAGUUUGGAAAUUGGUUUCUCCUCAGGAGAAACCUCCCCUCUUUGGGGUCUUCACAACUUUGUCUCCUUGUAGUUCACAGCACUGAGCACUUAAAACCACCAGACAUGCACGACCCGCAGCCUCAAGGUCACAAGGGGUGGGUUGCCUUUUUGCAGAAGAAACGCUCAAAUUAAGAUCUGAAAUAGACUGUGCUUUAAAACAGCUCCUCCUCAAACUCGGUUUGUGGGGUGUGUGUAUGUGUAUGUGUAUGUGUGUGUGGAAACAGCACUGUCUGUUUGGGUCAUCAAAUACUCUGAAGACAAAGAUGAAACUGUCAGCUGCCUCGGCAAAAUUGCUGUGCCCCGUGACGUGAAGAUUCCCAAAGGCAGUGAAACCGCAAUGUGGGUCGUCUUUGCUUACUGACUGCUUCAUUCAGUGACCAGUCGAAGUUACAUUAGUGCUGAAAAGCUAACUUUACAACUGAUAUCUGCCCUCAACGGCCUUUCAGUAUGCUUUCUCCUGUGCCUGACCUGUUGUUUUUCCAUUUGCUUGCAGAUUGGAGAGAUUGGAGUAAGAUUGCAAGAGAGUAAGCGGACACACAAUGGGGGAAUACACAUUAAAAGUAAUGUAGUGGCAAUAGCAGCCAGUGUAUUCUCCAUUACAGACCUGCUUACUCUCUUGUAAUCCCUUCCUCUUCAAACUCUCCACUGUGUAAGCCAGGAUGGGGAGAAAAUAGGUCAGGCGUAGGAGAGCUUGCCUACAGAAAACCCUCUUUUCUUCCCCCCUUUACAGAAUGGAGAGAUGAAGGGGUUACAAGAGAGUAAGCAGAGCACACAAUGGGGACUACACUGGGCUGCAGCCAGAACCAAGACAUUGAUUUCAAUGUGUAUUCCCUAUUGUGUGCUUGCUUACUUACUCCCUUGCAAUCCCUUUCUCUCCAAUGAUUGUAAAUAUACAUGUUCAUUCCCCUUUUUUUGCUUAUUAUCCCAGAGGACUGGGAAAAUAGAGAAAAGGGAAACCCAGUGAUGGUCACGUGAUUUCCCACUUAGUGGCCGCUUCACUUCACAACAGCCGCUGGUCCCAAUUGUGGGUGUUCCAGAAAACGGUAGCCAUUUCAAAAGAAUCUGGCAAGUUUUUGAGCGAAUGGGAAUGACUGCAAUGUAUAACUGGUUGUAGGUAACCCUGGCGUUCUUUUGCACUGUAGCUCUUUCAAACGAAAUGCUCGGUUUUUAUGUUACUUCUAGGCAUCCCGGAGUGUAUGUGUGGAGAGGAAAAUGAUGAAAGCACCUGUGACAUUGUGAACAUAAGCUCCACCCCUUUUGUUUAUGUGCCAGGACGUCUGCCCAUAAGAAAGGGACGGAACUUGCUCUGCAAUGCCUCGACGCCACUUUCGCCCUGUCGAUCUGGCUUCACAUCUUAACACUUUUUAAUACUUUUUAAACGUUGGAAUUCCCGCGAGGAUUCCGAACUUUUACAGACUGGGACGAUUUUAACAGGCCCAUAAGGUCGGAUUACAAAUGGUUUCCCAGCUGCUGUGCUGGGGGCAUUGCACCACCGUGGCAACUUCAAGUGGUGGGUACUUCAGCACGGGGCAUCUGCCCUCUGAAAUGCUACCUAGACCAGGGAUGGUGAACCGUUUCAGCACCAAGUGACAAAAAGUGCUUGUUGGGCGACGCGCCCCGGAAGAGAAGCUGCCAAGUGGGCAUACGCGCACUGGAAACUGAAACUUCAUUUCCCGGUGCCUUUUCAGCAUGCGCACCGGCCAGUUUCUCUUCCUGUUACUGGUGUGCAUACGUGCAUGACGAUCAGCUGGCAUGCGCGUAACAGAAAUCAGAAGACCAGCUCUUCUGGUUUUGCGGCAUUGCCGCGCGCGCAAAAAACAACUGAUUGCCAUGCGCGUAUAUGUACCAGAAACCCAGAAGAGGGUUCGGUGAGGCUGCGCAUGCCCCCUCGGGCACACGUGCCAUAGAUGUGACCUAGAUGUUUUUAUUCUUUAGCAUCGACUGAUUUGGCUGCUGUUAAGUAGGAACUGAAUGACUUUUCUACUCGUCUGUUUCUUUAUCCAGCCAUCCCAUAUGUGUAGCAAAGCUCCGUUUGGAAAGGAUUGAACCUGUUCUGUUUACUUAAUUAUCAUUAACCGUAACCUGAUGCUUGUUUUUCAUGCUCCUGCUUUCCUGCUGAGAGAGGCUGGAAUAGUUGAACUAAUUUCUCAGAAAAUUUGGUUCUCUGUGGCAAGUAAGCGAUGGGCACAAUCUCUGUCGACGGGGAAGGAAAGUAGAAAUAUGUUACUUUUCGCAGAAGCUGAUUAGAAUAAAGCUAAUAAGAACGUUGGC